Messenger RNA from Lingula anatina, 1016 nucleotides. Its product is annotated as ubiquitin-conjugating enzyme E2-17 kDa. Lineage: Eukaryota; Metazoa; Brachiopoda; Lingulata; Lingulida; Lingulidae. The record is from RefSeq and is a predicted model, not a curated record.
CUCCGCCAUAUUGAUAAAGUUGAGGGUACUUUCCAGAAAACAAAUUUAACGACAGUUGAGCUUUCACCGCUAUUUUGUCAAAAAGAUAUAAAAUAUGGCUUUAAAACGAAUCAAUAAGGAAUUACAAGAUUUGGGACGUGAUCCACCAGCACAGUGCUCUGCAGGACCAGUGGGGGAUGACUUAUUUCACUGGCAGGCAACUAUUAUGGGACCUCCAGAUAGUCCAUAUUCAGGAGGGGUUUUCUUCUUAAGUAUUCACUUUCCUACAGAUUAUCCAUUCAAACCACCAAAGGUUGCUUUUACAACAAGAAUAUAUCACCCCAACAUAAACAGUAAUGGUAGCAUCUGUUUAGACAUACUGCGAUCACAAUGGUCACCAGCAUUAACAAUAUCAAAAGUGUUGCUGUCCAUUUGUUCACUUCUCACAGAUCCUAACCCAGAUGAUCCCCUUGUACCAGAAAUAGCAAGAAUCUUCAAGACUGACAAAUCAAAGUACAAUGAGUUAGCAAAGGAGUGGACUAAAAAGUAUGCUAUGUGAGAAGAGACAUGCAGUAGCCUAUUCUUCUUCUCUUUGUCUUAGUGUUAAUGUCCUUUUUUUCUGUCAAGUCUGAGAUCUAAAGAUCAUCUUGCAACAGAUAUGCUUAAAUAAACAUAAAUGGAUACUGACACAGAAUAAAAUGUGAUGAUCAUUGCUUGGGAAAUUUUAACAAACGUUUUUACUUCAUUGUGGAAUGAUGGGAGAGCGUGAGAAGAAGAAACAUUUUUCUUUAGGAAUUAGAACUGGCUUCUUGGUUCAAUUUCUCCAGUGUACCAAUGGGGAAGACUGGUUUAUGUGCGUGGAUUGAACUGUUUAGCAGUUGGUACAGUCUCUACUUUAAAUGCCAAUAUAUAUAAAUAAUCUUUCUGUCAAUUAUGAAGAGAACUAGAUUCUUCUCAUUGAACAUCCAGUAAGUUGAACUGAAAACUUCAAAUUGUAAAAGUUUGAAGAUGGACAAGAGACCACAGCGAACAAAAAA